ACACACGAUUAUUCGUUCUUUCCAUUCUUAUACCUAUCACAUCGCAUUUAUAAGGUAAAAUGGAUACUGCGUUUUUCACAAUGUACAACGUUAAAACGUUUUAAGCGAUUUUGUACGUAAUAAAGUGCUAGAAUGCUCACUUAUUGCUACAAGUUUGAAGUUUCGGGCGGGAUAUUUGUGUUUAUUUAUUGAAGUCACUCUAAAACUCUAUCUUGGUGAAUAAAAUAAGUAUAAUUCAAAUCGAUCGACAAAGUGACGCCACCAGGAUAGUGAAGAAGUGACGCUCCUAAAAAAUGAGCUCGGAUGAAGAUUAUAAACCAGAGGUGGCAGCUAAGAAAAGAGGCCGACCUUCGAAAGUAAAAGCCACGAAAGCUAAAUCACCACCGAAUUUACAGGUCAAAGACGAGCCGGAAGAAGACUUGGACGGUAUUCAUUACGCAUGCAGUGUGUGUGAUCAAGUGUUUUUACACAAGUCCAACUUUCUGCGGCACAACCAACGGCAUGAUCCGCCGGGAGGAUUCAUUUGUUCGAUUUGCCAGAAACCGUUUACUAGUGAUUGGGAUAGGAACAAUCACAAGCGGAACGAACACAGUGUUUUUCGAUGCCGCCUAUGUAAAAAGGAGUUCGCGUUGGAAGAUGAUUACAAUAUUCACAUUCAAAAGCAACAUGCUGGAGUGGACCGCGAGUACGAGGUAUGUCCUACCUGCGGACAACAAUUUCGAUCUGCUUCACAACUGAGAGCGCAUAUCGAUUCAAACUGCGGCGCCGAAAAGAAGCAUGAGUGUGAUGUUUGUCAAUCACGUUAUUUAACACAAGCUUCUUUGAAUGCCCACAUGAUAAAACAUUUUGGAGAAAAAAGCCACCUAUGCAACUACUGCGGGGCCAGUUUCCUGAACAAAGGUCAACUUAAGGUACACGAAAGAAUGCACACAGGAGAAAAGCCGUACAAGUGUACUCAAUGCAGUAAAGCCUUUGCUCACAGGGAAAGCCUUAUUACUCAUUCUACUACGCAUAGUGGAAUAAAGCCCUAUUAUUGCAGCCACUGUGAAAGCCGUUUUUCCUGCAUUGGAAAUUUGUUGAAGCAUCGAAGGGCACGACCUGGCUCUUGUGGUUUACCACAAUACUGUUUGACGAACAAAAUAGCCGCUCGUCCUAACAUUAGAACUAUGCCCAACCUCACAGAUCGUCAGGUUAACAAUCAGAAAGUGGUUCAGCGCACUGGGCAACCUCGGAUUCGCAAGCUCAAAACUGAAAAAGAUGAGGGUACUAGUAUUCCAACUAAAAAACGCAUGGUGAGGAAAAAACCGAAACCAAAAAUAUCAUUCGACCAACUAUCUGAUGAAGAAAACGAAUCGGAGGAAGAUUCUAAGCCUAGCGUCACGGUUCUGAGGCAGUCCCCUGUAAAAACAGAAGCUAAAUCGACGAAACAGAACUAUUCCAAGCUAGUGACCCUCAAAGUUGAAGUUGAACAUGAUAAUAGAACUUCGGAUGAUGAUAGUCAAGAAAUGCAUACCGAAUCGAUUGAAAUAACAGAAGUCAAAAUUGAACAAGAUGAUGACUAUUUAAUCGAAGAUGCCAAUGAAGGAUCGAUCGAGGAGGAGACCAUUGUCCACGAAGAAGUUAUAUCGGCUAGUGAAGCUGAUUUAGCUGAUUUGGAUGACGAGAAAUCGCAAGAGGCUAUUUUCAAUGUCAGUCCGGUCGGGUUAGAUGAAGAUAAUAGCAAUUCUAGCGAUUAUAAACCACCUAUAAGAAAACCACAGGUGGUGGUGAGAAAAAUAUUUACAGAGAAACCGCCUGUAGUAACCGAAAGAAAAAGACGAGGAAGACCUAAAAUGGUUCCACCUCCUAAGCAACUUCCAAAGGCAGCAAUCGUAAUCGACGUGGAGCAGAAAAAGCGAGAACUAAUCGAACUGCGGUUGGUUUUCGAACAGAACAUCGAAAAGGUUGGUUUUGACACCUUUCAGUGCAUUCAUUGUCCCUCACAGUACUACAGCGAGUAUCUAAUCGGCCGGCAUCUGGAGCGAGACCAUGGGUUCCUGAUGAAACCGUUACUGGAGACACUACAAUAUGGCCGAGUCUGUGUAAAAGAGCGAAAGUAUCAAUGCGAAUACUGCGAGCGUUUGUAUGCGAACGAGAAAGCACUGGAGAAGCAUAUUUUACUUCACGGCCCAGACGGAUCACUCAAUGUAAAGUGCCCUUGCUGCGUUACCUUCUACGCUAGUCGCGAGGAUGCUUUGGAGCAUGCCUAUGUCGCGCAUCCUCAUCGUAUGGAGUGUCCGUUUUGUGGUAGAAAGUUUAAUGAACCAGAAGCACAGGCAAGCCACGUCAAAGCUGUUCACUAUGGCGACAAAGAAACGAAAAAAUUUGCACACGUUUGUCAGAAAUGUGGAAAAAUUUUCGGUGCUAGGCUUGCUGCACACGAUCAUGAACGCUCCGAUUGUGGCCGAAAUCCAGUGUACACAUGUGAAGUUUGUUCAAAAGGAUUCCAUAGUAUGAGCUCGCUCAAAAAUCAUUACACAAUCCAUACCAAGGAGUUGCCAUUCUCAUGCCAAUAUUGUGGUAAAAAUUUCCGCACAAGUGGCCAAGUUAGGAUUCAUGAACGGGUUCAUACUGGAGAGAAACCGUUCGUUUGCCAAUACUGUACUAAGGGCUUCAGCCACCGCGAAUCAUACCAGACGCAUCUUUCUUUACAUACCGGGAUUAAGCGGUACAUGUGUUCCGGCUGUGCCAUGCGAUUCACCUGUGUUUCCAACCUUCAGGCACACAAAAAGUCCCACAAAACCACUUGCGGCACAGUACCCAACGUUUCCAGAGUUGUCAGUGAUGGGUACCAUGAGUUGCCGGAGGAUUACGUGCUACCGUUUCCAAGGUGUGAUGCGGACUAGGAAAUAGUUGAUUUCUUUUGAUAAGUUUCAUUCCUUUUGAUUACUUUUUUCUUUAGUAAUAAUGUUAGUGCGUAAACAAGUUUCGUUGUAUAAAACAUUUCAUGUAAGAAACCAUGGAAAGAUUUUUUUUUAUUUCCUUCUAAAUAAAGUCAACAAACAAGAAGUAUGAUUGUGAAAGUCAUGAAACGUUGGACAAAAGCUAAAUGUAUGAUAUAUUUAACAAAAAAUAUCAAAUUUAACCAUAAUGUGUUAAAUGCUGUACAAUUUCUUUGGCAAAUAGAAUACACUGCCGUUCAAAGCAUAUCUGUUCCAUGUUCUAUGGAAACCUUAUGGACGCUGGUACAGUUAUGCUUGGAACGGCAGUACAUUGAUUGAUUAAAAAUAUCUUUUGAGCGAUAUGUAACAUGAUUAAUAAAUU
Wyeomyia smithii (pitcher-plant mosquito) is the source of this 3303-nucleotide messenger RNA. RefSeq names its product zinc finger protein 160 (gene zf30C). Gene Ontology annotation, biological process: regulation of transcription by RNA polymerase II. The transcript has 8 exons. Bases 294 to 2885 code for a protein of 863 amino acids. Gene Ontology annotation, molecular function: DNA-binding transcription factor activity, RNA polymerase II-specific; RNA polymerase II transcription regulatory region sequence-specific DNA binding. Gene Ontology annotation, cellular component: nucleus. NCBI's taxonomy places the organism in Eukaryota, Metazoa, Arthropoda, Insecta, Diptera, Culicidae. The record is from RefSeq and is a predicted model, not a curated record.